Messenger RNA from Caenorhabditis remanei, 921 nucleotides. RefSeq lists its product as uncharacterized. The transcript is spliced from 4 exons. NCBI's taxonomy places the organism in Eukaryota, Metazoa, Nematoda, Chromadorea, Rhabditida, Rhabditidae. Bases 1 to 921 code for a protein of 306 amino acids. The record is from RefSeq and is a predicted model, not a curated record.
AUGUCCAAAUUCUUCCGUCGAGCAAAAAAUUGCUCAUCGGAUAGUUCCGACUUUGAGAUUGACAGUGAUUAUGAGCAGGUCCCCAGUCAAGAUUCAAGGGAAAGCGAUUCUGAUCAACCAGGUACCUCGGAAAAAACAGCAGUAUCAAAGAAGGAUCAGAAAAAAAUAGAGAACUGGCUUAUGGAACCAACGGAUGAAUCAGAAACAGUGGAGGAGAGACAUAUAAAAGAAAUCGAAUCUCUUCAAGCGGAGCUGGCCAAUCUCCGUUACUGUAUUGUUGAGCAAGACGAGAAGGUCUACGAAUCAUUGUUGAAGCAAAGCAGUCUCCAUUUGGAACUUCUCGAAGUGAAACAAAAAAAUGAAGAGCUCGAAAAAGAAAAACGGAAAACCGAAGAGCAACACGAUGAAAUAAUAAUGUUACUGGAGGCAAGCAAGGACAAAAAGAUAAAUUAUAUCAAAGAGGAUGCGGAUGAGAAGUUGAUGGAGGAAAACGAAAAAUUGAAGAUGAAAAUGAUGGAGUUGAAGGCGGAUUUGAUGGAGGAGAAGACUAAGAACAUGUCAUUGAUGGAUUCAGAUGAUCCUGUUGAGGUUCAUCUGACUUACGAGGUUAAGAACUUGAAAUUGGAGUUGGCAGAGAAGAAUCGGGAGGUGGCAACCUUGAAGAAACAACUGAAAAAAGUUAAAAAAUCGAAAAAAUUAAGAGAUCCUGGAAACCUGGAAGAAGAGUUGCAACUGACCAGAAGUGAGCUGGAGCAGGCAAAACAGGAAUUGGCAUUUGCAAAUGAGCAGAUUAGUAUGAUUUUUGAGAGCAAUGAGAUGACGAGACAACAAGACAGUGCUGGGUACGAGAAGCAGAUUAGAGAGUUGAAGGAUCGACUGAUUGCACGGGAGGAGGAGAUUUGGGAGUUGAAAAAUAAGUAA